This is a messenger RNA of Zea mays, 1003 nucleotides long. Its product is annotated as plant-specific domain TIGR01589 family protein expressed. Lineage: Eukaryota; Viridiplantae; Streptophyta; Magnoliopsida; Poales; Poaceae. The record is from RefSeq and is a predicted model, not a curated record. The transcript is spliced from 3 exons. The coding region runs from base 90 to 389 and encodes 99 amino acids.
UUGGUGGCAGUGGCGCACACAGACACCACACGGGUUCAUCUUCUAGCUCCCCUAGAUUGCCCGGACGGGGUACUGGCCACCAGUUCACCAUGGGCGACUCCUCGUCGUCAUCGGCAGCCUACAUCAAAAUGGUUCACCAUAUGAUAGAGAAGUGCAUCUGCUUCAACCUGAGCAAGGAAGAGUGCAUGGACGCGCUGGAGAAGCAUGCCAACGUCAAGCCUGUCGUCACUUCCACGGUGUGGAAGGAGCUAGAGAAAGAGAACAAGGAGUUCUUCGAGACGUACAACAAGGACCGCGAGGAGCGGAAGGUGGAGGCGGAGACGAUGGCGCGGAUCGAGAAGAUGCUCUCCGAGGCGGCGGCCUCCAAGAGCUCCGACGACGAAGGCUAGCUAGCUAUAGCACGCGAUCCGUUAGCUUAGCUAGCUCUCUAGAGCUAUAGAUCAUGCAGCUCCGACGAUCCUCUCCAUGCAUGGGAAUUGGGAGCUAGCCUUCUCGUACGUACAUGAGACCAUUCUAUUUAAUUAGCUGCCUAUAUUUAUAUCUUGCUACAUACCUAGCUAGUACAACAUAACACGCCGCCACUGCAACAAGGACCAUGCAUGCAUGAUGUGUAUAUGUGGUACGUCUGGUUAUUAUUAGGACCAGAAAAGUUAUGUUUUACGAUGUAGAAAGAUGCAUAUGCAUGUAUUCGACCAAUAUUACACAUAAGAAUCUACCAUGCCUGUAGCUAGCUAGGGUCAUGUUAAAGCAAAAGGUAGGCAGGCUUGUCUAUCAUUGACUGUAACCUUCCGUGACACGUGGCAGCUGGCGCGCGAAUCCACCAGUGAUGUCCUGUACCUCAUCGGGGGUUGCUACUUGGUACUUGCCGAGGUAGCCGGUGCUUCUUGGCUUGCCGUAGAAAAUCCUUAAGACCUUCUCGCCAAAUUUCCCCAUUUCCCGUGUUUUUUCUGUAAAAAUAAAUUGUUUCAUGUGAAAUUUCUAUAUAUUCCUAUAAAAUUCAUGC